Molecule: messenger RNA, 708 nt
Organism: Cryptomeria japonica (Japanese cedar)
Lineage: Eukaryota; Viridiplantae; Streptophyta; Pinopsida; Cupressales; Cupressaceae
Exons: 3
Coding region: 1-708 (235 amino acids)
Source: RefSeq, a predicted model, not a curated record
AUGACUGUUGAGUUUGUAGCACUCUUUGCAACAUGUGCAGUGGCCAGGAUAUCAGAUCUAGUUGAGAUGAUUCUUGUUUUUGAUGAUGAUGAGGAUGAUCAUCUUGAGAGGCCAGGGAGACAGGGAGAGGUUGGUGAGGAGGCAGAUGAGGGAGGUGGUGAUUUAGGAGGAGGCGAUGGGGGAGAUGGUGGAGGAGGUGACCGAGACAAAAGGAAAAGUGAAACACCUAAAAACACCCCAAGGAAAUCUAAGAGGUCUGGUAGCGAUUUUUUUGAAAAGAGCUUGACCAUUGACCUAGAGAUUCAGAGCUCGGAAGAGGAAGAUGUGAAAGGAACAAAGCAAGAAAAAAUUGAGAGUAGCUCAGGGGAAAGAAGGUUGGCUAGGAUACGUGCAAAAGAGAGGAACCAGCCUACCAAGACUAAGACUAAUUUGUAUGAAAUUUAUAAUAUUGAAGACAAGGCUGACUCUCAGGAUGAUUCUGAGGAUGAGGAUGUUAAUGUGGAUGAGGAGAAACAAACUGAGAGCCCUGAUGAGAACAUAGAUGAAGAAGAGGAAAUUGAAGAAGAAAACAACAAAUCAGAAAGUGAACAAGAGUCUCCUUUCAAAGAACACAAUAGCCUUGUCACCUCUGAAGAUAUGGAAAUGGUGCCCUGUUCACCUUUGAGAUGGGAUAAUGAAAAAUAUGGUCUAGGGCACAGUUUCUGGUAA